Molecule: messenger RNA, 2498 nt
Organism: Alternaria alternata
Lineage: Eukaryota; Fungi; Ascomycota; Dothideomycetes; Pleosporales; Pleosporaceae
Product: HET-domain-containing protein
Exons: 1
Coding region: 306-2195 (629 amino acids)
Source: RefSeq, a predicted model, not a curated record
UAGACUGGCGAGGGAGGCAUAUUAUGCGCAAAGAGAAAAGAAGCUUGAGGCGCGACGCCGAAAGGAGGAGGUCAUGCUGAAUUCUGGUGCUUUGAUAUGAGAUGCUGAGUGACCGCCAACACGCCGACGUUGCUGAAUGGGUGCGGGGUUGUGGUGGCGCAGCGCGUCGCUUCAGCCUGAUCAAGUACGCUGGACGUUUGUCGUCCAUCUCAUCUUCCCACCCUACGCAUAGCUUCUCUACCGCUCCGAACAGACUGGAGCCGGCCAGGAUCGAAUGAGCGCCACACAGCUUGCACACUAAAGCCAUGGAUGACAUCAGCGUAAUCACGCAACGCUUCGAUAACCUCUUACAUGAAUCUACCGAUCAGGCUGAGAGCCCGUCAACAUCACAAGAUGCGCAACCACUGCAAUAUGACAGAAUACCACGGGGUCGCAGCAUCAGGGUCCUUGAUCUGGCUCCCGGCACAUGGGACGAACCUGUCAAUUGUUCCCUAAGAACAGUUCAUUUGGAUGAUGACGACCCUCGCUACGAAGCGAUCUCAUACGCCUGGGGCGAUCACAACGAUCGGAAGCCAGUUAUCUGCAAUGGAUACGCCAUCACCACAACACGCAGUCUGUUCGAGGCUCUUCAGCGCUUCCGACACGUCAAUACCACAAGGACGCUCUGGGCCGAUGCACUGUGUAUAAACCAAGCCGAUGGCGACGAAAAAACACUACAGGUGCGGCUGAUGAGUUAUAUCUACACAAAAGCUGUUCGGGUACUUGUGUGGCUGCAACACGAUGAUGAUCGAAUAGUCCAGGAUUCCUUAAAUGCCAUAUGCCGAUUUGUAUCUGAAGAAAAUGGCUUUGGUACAUUUGGAGGCUCGGAUAAUGUACUGAAACCGACGCCCAAUAUAAUGUAUCGGUGGCUCGAUGUAGACGUCACUACCGUUAGCGAAAUGGAGUCCUCCGAAGUUACUGAUGUCGCUAUUGAUGCUCUGCAACUUGUCUGCAGCUCACCUUGGUUUAGUCGGGGAUGGGUAGUCCAGGAAGUGGCAUUAAGCACUUCGGCGUCAGUGUUUUGGGGUCACAGUGAAAUCGACUUUGAUUGGCUGGGUAUCGCGGUUUACUGUGUCAUCGACAUAGAUGCUUCCAGGUUAAGCCUAGAAAUGGGCUAUUGCCAAUCUCUCUCUUCGGUGUGGAGCAAUGCACGUCGCUCCCGUGGUCUACGGCAAUCUCUUUUCAAUUUGAUUGCAUUAACCAGCGGCUUCAUAUUCGGUGAGCCAAAGGACAGAAUCUACGGGCUACUGGGGUUGAAAACAUUCGAGUGCGAUCUCGCAGAUGGUCAAUCUUUCAUUGACCCCGACUAUAAUAUUACGACUAUGGAAUGCUAUCGCAGGGUUGCAGCAAAACUUCUCACUGAGUGGCACGACUUUAGGCUACUUUCCUGGAUGCGCUCCGUUCCACAGUCAGCUGAAGACUGGCCAUCAUGGGUGCCGGACUGGUAUCAAGACUUCAAAUCCUCGUUUGCGGGGUUUGAACAUACGGACUAUCAAAAGGAAGAUAUCUCGGAUCAUAUUCAAGUAUCAGAAACGAGUCUUGGUGGAGUUCAGUGCAUCGAAAUCUCAGGUUUCAAGGUUGACACGAUAAACCGAGAAAUCAAAGAAUAUGUCACCUUGUUAGAUUUCGACGACGACGAUGACGUUCGUUCCGUGUUGGAAGCAUUUCAAGCCUUGCUUCGCCGCUUGGAGCACAUAUAUGGCCAACAGUGUCUUGCGUUCACCUUUGGCAACUCCCAAAGGUAUCUACCGCUAGAUGCUGUCCGUAUUAUGAAUCUUUCAAGCGAAUACGGCGCAUUCUUGAAGAGAGAUUUUGUCCAAGACAUCUAUUCGCCGACUGGAUCAUGGGUAGAUGACGAAGACGAUUCCUUCGUACCGAGCGCGGACAGAUUCGUUAGCAGGUGCUCUCGUGAUGCAACUGAUCGUUGCCUUUUCAUUACUAGCACGGAAAUGUUAGGCAUUGGUCCUCACGCCAUGAUACCAGGCGACGUCGUGGUCAUGUUACACGGUGCCGAGGUACCCUUCGUUCUCAGGCCUGUGGACAACGGUCUCUGGAGGCUUAUAGGCGAAUGCUACCUCUACGACGUCAACGAAGGUCGCGUUCAUCGAGAAUGGAAAGAGAAAGGUAGCGUGUCUGAGAAGUUCACUAUCUGCUGAAUCGCCGACACGUCAAGUACCGGAUAAUCGCCUUACUUUCCGUUCGCAUCGACGGCUUCCAGCUUGCCUACUCGCGUAUGCGUCGGGAAGUCCAGUCGACGCCUUGCGAUAGGCAAAUAAUACGCAAUCAGAUACGAACAAACGAUUUCAUUGAUCCGAAGUCGACAUCUUCAAGCCGUAGAUGAUGUGCACGACCAGUAGUUUCGCUUGAAGGAGAGACCAACUGGCCUCUCUGGUAGCACCUGCUUUGUACGUUGGUCCACUACGGUCCCCCAAAAUCAAUUUCUGCUCCUUGGUUGUAUG